ACAGUUCUGCAGUAGACUACAAUAUAAACAGAUUAACAUACGUUUAUUCUGAAAAUAAUAAACCGGAAAAGGCGUCGACGUAGAUUGUUGCUGUUGUUGUCAACAGCUAAUCAAGGAAACGGCGACUUCAGGCGCCACAAAGCUCAAGUAACUUUACAAUUAAGGCUACUACGCUGUGAAAGUCCCAGCUUUAAGGGUGUGUGGUAAACAUCACUGUGCAGUGGGUGUCAGUAGCUGUGUGUAGCAGCGUUUUUCAGAGUCAGUGAUGUCUUCAGAGCUGCUGGUAGAUUUGGGUGAAGACCCUGCAACUGCACAGUUAGGACAGCUGAAGCUGACCACUGUAGAGGACCAGCAGUGGCCGGCUGAUGAGUCUACUCUCAGCAAAUCAGAGACAGAUAUCUCCCAGCGCUUUGACGCUGGCUCUCCACACCUGCCCUGGGACCAUCCGUUCUAUGACAUCGCCAGGCAUCAGAUCAUUGAAGUGGCGGGUGAUGACAACUUUGGAAGGAAGGUGAUAGUCUUUAAUGCAUGCAGGAUGCCACCACAGCACCAACUGGACCAUCACAAGCUGCUUAUGUAUCUUAAAGGAACACUGGAUCAGUAUGUUGAAAGUGACUACACUCUGAUCUAUUUCCAUCAUGGGCUGACCAGUGAAAACAAACCCUCUCUCAGCUGGCUACGAGAUGCGUACAGGGAGUUUGACAGAAAGUAUAAGAAGAACAUCAAGGCUCUGUACAUCGUCCAUCCAACCAUGUUCAUCAAGACUCUGCUGAUUCUCUUCAAACCAAUCAUCAGUUUUAAGUUUGGCAGGAAGAUUAACUAUGUGAGCUAUCUGAGUGAGCUGGAAGAUGUGGUGAAGAGUGAGCAGUUGCUUAUUCCUGCCCGUGUCAAAGAGUACGACAACAAGUUAAGAGCCUCACUUAAACCAACCGUCCAGCCUCCCAUGUCUCCUCCUCACAGCCCUCCCCCUCCCAGCCAGGUGUUUGGGGUGCCGCUUGCAUUGCUCAGGCAGAGGAAUCCAAGUGGCAAUCCAGUUCCUGUGGUGAUGACGGACACCAUUAGUUUCCUUUCCGAGCAAGGAUUGGAAAUUGAAGGGAUCUUCAGACGGUCUGCCAAUGUGACUCUUGUGAAAGAGGUCCAGCAGAGAUACAACUCAGGUGCAACAGUGAAUUUCAGAGAGAUGGAAGACGUCCACUUGGCUGCUGUGAUUCUGAAGACAUUCCUGAGGGAACUACCUGAACCUCUGCUGACCUACCAGCUCUACAACGACAUUGUCAACUUUACUGUAUCCAGUGACAGGCAGGUGGAUCUUAUAAAGACACUGAUGGAGUCGCUGCCUGAAGAAAACUAUGCAUCACUGCGUCACCUCAUCACAUUCCUGGCAAAGGUAUCAGCCAACAGUGAAGUGAAUAAGAUGACCAACAGUAACCUGGCUGUGGUGUUUGGUCCUAACCUGCUCUGGGGACGGGACAACGGCAUGUCACUCAGUGCCAUUGGGCCAAUAAACAAUUUCACUAGAAUCCUGCUGGACCACCAGCAUCUGGUCUUUACCUAAACCCUGCAGUCUCUUCCAGUCCGAAACACCCUUUUCCAUUAAACCACCAUACAUUUUAAAAGGGUCCCGUGAACCCAUUGCAUUUCAUUUUGUCUCCAUCAGUCUUUACAUUCUGAUUGGCCCAUUAAUGGUGUCUUGUUGUUAACAGCAGUGUGGACUGCUACUAUCUUCUGGCCAGCAUUUCCUUUUGCAUGUGACUCUAGGCAUGUGGAUGUCAAUGGCACAUACAUUAGACUGCUGACAAAUAACCCUCAAUAAACAAUGUGUAGCACAAAAUUCAACAUUCAUUCACAAUGGAUCACUUUGUUUUGACUGUGCAGAUCAAAGGCAGUAGUUCAACUUUAAAGUGGCAAAGUUAUUCUGGAAACUCGUGUUUUUUUGUUGCUUUGCUUUUUGUCAUUUUGGUAAGUCGGAGCUGCCUCAGUAUCCAGUUUUGCUACAUAUAGUGAAUCAAAAUAAACCACAGAAUUUGGGGACAAAUUUUUUAAAUCAAAAAUAGGAAGUGGAUCUUCACAUAACAAAAAAACUACAUGAUACGAGGUGAAGAUCCACUCCCUAAAUUUGUUACAGAAUUUGAUUACAUUGAAUUCUGUGGUUUCCUCCCACUCACUCUAUGUAUAUGUUGCAAAACAGUUUUUGACUCGCCACAAUAAUGUUGAUAAGCAUGGAUGAGAAUACCUGUGCAGGUUAUUCCAACUUGCAGAAAUAGUUAUUAAUUGCCCUUAAAGUCUGGCAACUCACAGAAGACAUAUAUUUUGUAAAAGAAAUGUACAGAAUCGAAGAAAAUGGGGAUAACCUGAAAUUCAGUCACUUUGGUCAAGCUCCAGAAACACUGGACCCUACAUUUCCCAUAAGGCAACUUAUUAUGUUGUAAUUUUUUUGUCUAAGCCAUUUACUUUGUCACAUUUGACACAGCUCCCACAGAGACACAACUGUGUUAUGAUGUGAAAGAAAAACGGCAGAUCAGUGUGCUAUAAUAUUGCAAGGAGUGUAUCUUUAAAGACAUAAUUGCACUCAACAACAAUUGAGUAAAAAGUGUUUGUUGGUUCCAGUGUGAAUGCAUACACAAGCACUAACUGAAGUACAGGCAACCUACAGUUCUUUCACAUUCAUUCCUGACACUUCCACCUCCCCAUUACACCCAACAACCCUUCAAAGAUUCCUGUUCCAAUUGCAGUUUUUUGUUUUGUUACCUCUACUUAAACGUGUCUCAGGUCCUACCUGAACACAAUCUGGGUAUCAUUUUUUAUGUCUAUAGGAAGAUAAAUAACAUUUGGACUUGGAUUUUUCCAGUCUUUCUCUGUAUACCUGUGCUGUUGUCAGUCUGUCUCUCUGCUGUUUUUUUAUGUAGUGACAAAAAAAUAAAUAAAUUGGCCUCCAGCAUUCACACAAAUUAUCACCCUGUUCUGCAUGAUAAAAUGUGAUCAGUAACAAGUACAGAUUAUAAGCAGUGUAGUUACGGUACCAAAUGUCUAACAUUCUGAUCACAAACUUAAAGAGGAGAGAUAGAUGUUCAGACCUGGCAUUAUCAUAAAUAAACCGCUCUGAGGCGGUUCAUUUUGAAGGUUGAUAGUGUGAUCAGCCAAUACGCAACUUAAUUAAUGCCAGGUCAGAACAGGGCAUAAGAGAAUGAAGGUGGGAUUUCCCAUGUCCUUGAAAGUCUCAGGAUAACUUACAAAUGGUAAACUUGGUACCAAAUGUUGUUGACAAUCUUUUAAAUGCUGUAAUUAUAGUAACCAGUAGAAAAGGAGCUGUGUGAUUCUACCAGCAGAUCAGUUAGUGUUUCAAACCUAAACACAGCUGUAAAUGUAGAUGAAGUGAGUGCCGGUGUGGUUUCAGGCUGAGUACUCCCUGCUCUGUAAUAUACUCUGUAAUAUUAUGAUUGUUAUUUGACUGAUAUUUGUAACUGUUUGUGUCUCUCUCCUCUUUGAUCUUUCAUAAUAUUAUAUUUUUUGGGGAUUUCCACCCUUUUACCUUACCAAUUUUUUUUUAAUCUGAAUUCCAUUGUCAUUAUAGUAACUGUGUUUUUGACUUAUCUCAUUGUAGUUUAUCAGCACAGUUUUUUGGACGUUAUAGAUUAAACAGUAGACAGAAAAACCGAACUAAGACUUACAAGCAGAUACACAAACAGUUCUGCAUGCCAUUACAAUCAGUUUGGCAUGGCAUGACUUUUAGAUGUCUAUGCUCUGUAUGGGUAAAGUAACAUGGACUUGGUAGUUGCAAGUUCAACCCGUUCCAGUCAAUAGAAGGAAGCAACUAAAUUGCUAAA
This is a messenger RNA of Etheostoma cragini (Arkansas darter), 3824 nucleotides long. RefSeq names its product Rho GTPase activating protein 1 (gene arhgap1). Gene Ontology annotation, molecular function: GTPase activator activity. NCBI's taxonomy places the organism in Eukaryota, Metazoa, Chordata, Actinopteri, Perciformes, Percidae. The transcript is spliced from 14 exons. The coding region runs from base 266 to 1555 and encodes 429 amino acids. Gene Ontology annotation, biological process: small GTPase-mediated signal transduction; negative regulation of endocytic recycling. The record is from RefSeq and is a predicted model, not a curated record. Gene Ontology annotation, cellular component: cytoplasm.